UGGGAGUAAAAAUGGGAGUAAAGUAAUCUUGAAUGAGACUUAUGAGAGUAAAGCGUGAAAUUUAGGCACAAAUUCAGACCAAGGCAUUCAGACGUCCACGGCUUUGCACUGUGGCACUUGGGUAAAGAGGUAACUGUGUGCUGGUGGCAAAAAUGAGCACCCCACCAGAUGGGGAGGUUAGGAGGACCUCCAAGGAGGUGCAGAAUGCUGCACUGGAAAGAGAUCCAGACCAGGACAGUCUUGACAGUGACAGUCUAGGGGAGAGAGAGGAUGUCAGCUGCUCAAUCCAAGCACAACCUGGUCACACGAACUCCAGUCCACGUGCUAAAUGCUUCAUCAACGCCGCAGAGCUGAUGGGCGACGGGGACUGUGAGCCGGUGGGGGCUGACCUGGACCGUGGGCCGACCCGGGCGCGGCCUGACGUGCUGCCGCCGGCCACCUCACCGCCGCCGGUGGCCGGACCGCCGCCCCCGCCCGCCGAGGUGGCCCGGAUGCAGAUCGAGGAGAAGCGCAAAGGCAGCCUGCUGUUCAACGGCUCUGGCUGCAGCAGUCCGGAGCGCACCGCCGACCACGACCUGGGCGAGGUGCCGGCCGGCCGGCUGUGGUCCGACUCGGCACGGCCCGACCUGGUGGCCGGGGAGGAGCGCACCGAUAGUGUGACCGGCUCGCCGGGCCGCCGGCCGCCCGUCCCGCUGGACGAGGUGCCGAUCGUAGCCGGCCACCACGAACCGGUGACGCCGACGCCGCUGCCGCCGCGCCGGCCGCCCGACUCGCAGCACGUCUUCUUCGUGGAUCUCAACGAGCUGCCGACGACAGCCGAGCCGCCAGUGCCGCGCCGACCCCGCCACGGAUCCGACUCUGUCUACCUCUACAUCGACAUGAACGAGACCGGCGAGGCGGCGGCGCCGCAGCCCUCACGCCGCCCGGCCGGCGACUCCAUGAGCCUCUCAUUCCACGGCGCCACGGCGGCGGAGCGGCGCCCGACCGCCGAGACGGACGGCGACGAGGACUCUGAGCAGACGGAGGCCUCGGGCCGCAGUCUGUUCUACACGGUGGGCGAGACGGAGCGGCCGCGCCGGCCGCCGCCCGAGCUUACCACCCGCGUGUUGCGCCACGAGAAGCGGCGCCGCAACCUCAGCCUCGACUGCCAGGCACGGACGGAGCAGGAGCGCGGCCGGCCGGCGGCUCCCAGUCCGCUGGUGGGCGCCGACCGGCCGGCCCGGCCCGACGGCCACGCCAGUCUGGGCACCACGCCGGAGGCGGCCCGGCGCGCCGCGCGUCCGGUCCAGCCGCGCCGCCAGCAGGGCCGGCCGCGCGCCGCCGCCGGUACCAGCGCCGGCCGCCGCCCGGACUCCGGCUCCGGCCGCGAGCGGGACAGCCUGGAGAGCGUCGGCCCGCCGCACCGGCCGGCCGCCUCGGCGCCGGCGCGCCGCCGCUCCACCGAGCCGGCCGGCGGGUCUCGCGCGGCGCCGACCGGCCGCCGCGUGACGUCACGCACCGAGCCCAGCGGGCGGCGGCCGGCCACAGCGGCUCCCGAGCCGACGCCGCCCGUGCAGCGCUCGUUCCUGCGCUCACACUCGGGCAGGAACGCGGUGUCGCGGCCUCCGCCGCCACGACCGGCCCCCUCCAGUUCGGCAGAGAGCGGCGGCACGCUGACCCGUCGGAAGGCUGGCGGACGGCCGGUGCCGGCGCCCCAGCGGCCCCCGCCCGGCCCGCGGGAGCCUCCGUCCAACCCACCAGAGUCGCCGCCCGUCUCAGACGACGCGUCGGACGUGUCCUCCGGCAAAUCCUUCAGACGCCAGUCCCCGGAGACGCGCAACAAGCAGGGCAUUGACCAGCUGACAGCCGACCUGCUGCAGAUGCUCUCUGAUGGACUGCACGCCGACGUCACCAUACAGGUGGACAAUCAGGAGGUGUCGGCACACCGCUGUGUGCUGGCCGCCCGUUCCCAGUACUUCCGAGAUCUGCUCGACAAGCCGCACCACAACGUCAUCCACAUCGACGGCCACAAGCUGGAGACGGUGGAGUUUGUGCUGUUCCACCUGUACUCGGGCGCCAUGUACGUGCCGGAGGACGUCGACCUCAGCGACCUCAUCACGCUGGCCGUCAUGCUGAACCACAAGGCGCUCAUCCGGAUGGCCGAGUUCGCCAUGCGCGUCCGACUCUGUCACAUGUUCCACAAGCCGUGCAGCGAGUGUAUCCCGGGCGUGCUGGAGACGCUGUGCACGGCCGCCGACUGCGACCUGGACGACCUGGCGGCGCGCUGCCUGGCCUGGGUCACCCAGAACCGGGUGGCCGUCUGGGCCGACCCGAGCUUCAGCGAGAUCACCGACGAGUACCGCGCCUGGUGCUUCCAGGAGGCGGCCACACUGAGCCAGGAGACGGUGCUAGAUGUGCUGCUCGACUGCCGCCGGCUCUCGGCCCAGCUGCCCGCCGAGCGCUGGUCCCAACAGGUCCGGCAGAUGGUCGAGACCCUGCUCAGCAACUCGGUCGUCUUCCUCAGCAGAAACCUGGGCGCCAUCCUCGUCUCCGACAAGUUCAUGUCGCUGGCAGAGACCACCUGCUGCACGGAGCUGGAGCAGUACCUGCUGGCGGCGGCCGACGUGCAGAACAGCGCUGACGCCCACACCAGCCUCGAGAUGAUAUCGCAGCUGCAGAGCAUCCCCAACCACGGCUGGGAUAAGGCGUUCCUGUCCGUUCUGCAGCGCAUCAAACAGGUGUGCGGCCGCCGCGCGUCCGGCGGACAAAACUACGCCAGCCUGCACAUGCAGCGGCGCACCGUCCGCUCCCACCAGGCUGCCGGCGCCGACCACUCCGCCGCGGGCCGCGGCCGGUCGUCGCGCCUCUCCAGUGACUCGGAGGAGCCGGCGGCACCGCGCGCGCGCGCCACCUCGCGGCCCGGCUCAGGCAGCUCGGCCGAGUCGCGCUCGCCGUACCUGCGCCGCAAACACCUGCUGGGGCUGGACGGCGCCGCGGAGCCGGCGGCCGGCGGCGGGAACGGCGCGCGGCGCCAGAACGUGCGCGGCGCCGCCGGCGAGGCCAUGACGCAGAGCGUGGUGGCCGAACCGGUGAGCGCGUCCGCCGAAACAACGGGCAUGAACCGGUCCGAGAGCUUCACCAUCUACAAACACGAGUGAUCUGACCCGAGAGUCUCAACAGCUACAAACAUCAGUGAACCAGCCGAGAGUCUCACCAUCUACAAACACGAGUGAGCGGGCCGCACCAUCUACAAACACCAGUGAACUGACGGACGAUACACCGGGUAGGGACCGCUCCGGGAGACUGCGCUAUCGAUGUAGAAACCGGCCGGUCCGAGGGUGCCACGGCCGUGACCGCUCUCGACCGGCGUGUGACUGGACCGUGGACACUAUACACAGAGCCGGUGUGGUACACUGAACAGUGGACAGCCCGCAGCACCGGUGUGGCACACUGAACAGUGGACAGCCGCUGCACCGAUGUGGUACACUGGACAGUGGGUAGGGUUCUACAGUACCAGCGCCUGACUGGACAGGCGCGCAACUGCCAGCACCCAGCAGCUAUGGUCGCCGGGCACUCCACGGGCAUAUUCUGUUCGAUCAGCCAUCGCCGAGUAGACGUGUGGUCAGUACGGGCCGUACACCGGUAGUUGCGGAGCUCGUGCUCAGUCGGGGUGCGCAGCUUUGGGCCGCCGGGGCAUGUAUCUGGAGCAUGUGGGAACGUUGCUAGCGGAGCAUCUUUACAUCGAGUCAUCGAGGCUUUGGCGGCUGGUCUGUGCUUUACAGUGUGGAUAUGUACUUCCUAGUCGAACGACAUGUGAUAAUUUACAUUUGCCAUCAGUUUGUUUCUCCUGUGUGCUGGCGUUUUGUAAGUGCGCCGAUAUGUUCUGUGAUUUCCAUUGGGCACAGUCGUAUCAGUAUCGUUGGUGAAAUGGCAAUGUUGAGCACUGCCGCGUUCAGUUUACCCGGUACGAUUCCUUUCGCCUGGGACCCGCGCCCACCGCGUGCAUAUCUUGGUGGCGCACUCGCAAGUUUUUCAUGUGCCUUGUUUUCCCUGUGUGCAUAUACCUAUUUAACGACGCGUUUAUUACACCGUAAUGUUACAAUUUGAAUCAGUUCAAAGACGGACCAAAAUGUUUCCAGGAGCAGUGGGCGAAGUCUUAUUGAACUCGCUCUUCAGCAAGGGCAUGUGAAUAGGUAUUAAUUAUCAUAUUAGUUAAUUAUCUUUUAAUUAUCAUUUCAUAUAACCAAACCAUGUUUAGAAUGAUUCUGGUACUGAGUGCUGAGUCAAUUGGCCGUGUGUGCACUGUGCAAGUCGAUGUAUGCUUCAGUGUUCCAUAAGUAUUGUGGUCGCGCUAGAGCUAGCGCUAGUGCUAGGUGGUCUCGAGCCGCUCCGUGUGUGCGAGUGCGAGGCCGUGCCUCCGUGGGGCGCGCUGAUUGGCGGAGUGGGGAAGGAGGAGAGAGGGAGCGGGCAGAUCGUGCGCCGGCAGUGCUACUCACGGGAUGCUUCGUCCGGACAUCAGUCAUUCAGGAACCCAUGUUACGACACCGUCAAAAGGAGGCCGCGUGUCUACGCAUUGCUUGAACGAUUGCAUGCAUGCAGAGCUACCUAGUCAGUUGAGAGCAAAUAUAUGUUCAGUCUGAAAACCGU
Messenger RNA from Amphibalanus amphitrite, 4626 nucleotides. RefSeq lists its product as uncharacterized. The transcript has 11 exons. The record is from RefSeq and is a predicted model, not a curated record. Lineage: Eukaryota; Metazoa; Arthropoda; Thecostraca; Balanomorpha; Balanidae. Bases 153 to 3137 code for a protein of 994 amino acids. Gene Ontology annotation, molecular function: protein binding.